CUGCCCCAGGCGGCCGUCAGCUACCGGCACCACCCCAUCGAAGCCCGCCGUACCACCGACAUCGCCGCCGGAUAAUCUAAUCCCAGCCCAAAUCCAACCAGACCCGAUCCCCACGCGCAUUCCUCGUCCCGGAUCCGACCGUCCACCCGACCGCACCGCGCGACCGCCGGGGGAGCGAGAGCAUGGCGAGCGGGGGCAUGGUGGAUCUGGACGGCGGCGCCGUGGCGCCGCUCACCAUCUGCAUGAUCGGCGCCGACGGCUUCAUCGGCUGCCAUCUCUGCGAGAAGCUCAUGGUCGAGACCCCGCACGUCGUCCUCGCCGUCGACGUCUACUCCGACAAGAUCCGCCACCUCGUCGACCCACCGCCGCCCCACCUCGCCGGACGCAUCUCCUUCCACCGCCUCAACAUCAAGAACGACCCCCGCCUCGAGGGCCUCGUCAAGAUGGCCGAUCUGACGAUAAACCUGGCGGCGAUCUGCACACCGGCGGACUACAACACGCGGCCGCUCGACACCAUCUACAGCAACUUCAUCGACGCGCUCCCGGUGGUCAAGUACUGCUCGGAGAAUGGCAAGCGUCUGAUCCACUUCUCCACGUGUGAGGUCUACGGCAAGACCAUCGGCAGCUUCCUCCCCAAGGAUCACCCCCUCCGCAAGAUUUCUUGGAAUUACAUCUUUGCAAACUGAAUAUUGUUGGAAGAUAUUAGACUUUGUUUCAUACCAUGGAUUUUCUUGAACCAGCAUUAGCCUUAGAUGAGACACAUUAUCAAGAGGGUUAUAAAAAUGGGUAUGAUGAUGGCCUGGUAUUUGGAAAGGAAGAGGGGAGGCAGGUUGGCUUAAAGAAUGGUUUCCAGGUAGGCGAAGAACCGGGAUUCUAUCAGGGCUGCUUGGAUGUGUGGAUGUCAGUAAUUCGCCUCGAUCAAGAUGCAUUCUCAGCUAGGGUGAGGAAAUACAUGGAGCAACUAGCUGCACUUGUGAGCAACUAUCCUUUGUCUGAUCCAUAGGAUGAGCAGCUUCAAGGCAUGAUGAGGGAGAUACGGCUGAAAUUCAGCGUUAUCACAGGAAGCUUAGGAGCAAAACUGGGGUAUGAAGGUCGCCCCACAUCAUCUGAGCAAGACAUUGAGGAUAUGUAGCUUGUUUAGAAUUAUCGAAAGGUCCCUUGUGGUAUCAAAUAUCAGUCGCCACUUUGAAACUGAUAUUUGUUGCCAAUAUUGUUUUCUUUUGAUUUUGUAAUGAUGUUCAGUUUCACAUAUUGUGCUGCCACUGGGAUAACGGAGGAUAUCUGAAGCACUCUAGAUGUAUCUAACGUCCGCUGCAAAGUCUUCAAACUUGAGUGGAUUUUUGGGGUCACGAUGUUCAUUAUAUAUGUGGUCUUCUCCUUUCAAGAUGA
Hordeum vulgare subsp. vulgare (domesticated barley) is the source of this 1389-nucleotide messenger RNA. Its product is annotated as UDP-D-apiose/UDP-D-xylose synthase-like. The transcript is spliced from 4 exons. The record is from RefSeq and is a predicted model, not a curated record. NCBI's taxonomy places the organism in Eukaryota, Viridiplantae, Streptophyta, Magnoliopsida, Poales, Poaceae. Bases 183 to 686 code for a protein of 167 amino acids.